This is a messenger RNA of Rattus norvegicus (Norway rat), 3687 nucleotides long. It is a transcript of the gene Spg7, whose product is annotated as SPG7 matrix AAA peptidase subunit, paraplegin. Gene Ontology annotation, biological process: proteolysis; regulation of calcium import into the mitochondrion; mitochondrial outer membrane permeabilization involved in programmed cell death. Gene Ontology annotation, molecular function: ATP hydrolysis activity; ATP-dependent peptidase activity; ATP binding. Gene Ontology annotation, cellular component: mitochondrion; mitochondrial permeability transition pore complex; axon cytoplasm. Lineage: Eukaryota; Metazoa; Chordata; Mammalia; Rodentia; Muridae. The record is from RefSeq and is marked validated. The coding region runs from base 20 to 2365 and encodes 781 amino acids. The transcript is spliced from 17 exons.
AGGCGCCGCUCUCGGCACCAUGGCGGCCGCGUUGCUGCUGCUUCGCGCGCUCCGCCAGAGCCCGGAGCCCGGGCCCUGGCGGCUGUGGGCCCAGCUCUCAGGCAGGAGCCCCGGCCUCUUCUCCGGGGCCGGCGGUAGGCGGCCGUACGUAGUCCGUGGGACUCCGAUUGGCCUGGCUGCGGCUGGAGGCCACACGCCUCAGAGCUUGCUAUUGCGAAUACUGACCCCUAGCUUUGAAGGUGUUAGCGGAUUGUUACUGAAACGGCAUAUAGUUCCAAGUGCAAUCAGACUGUGGCAGCUUUCAGGUAGUACUUUGUAUUUUAACACCUCAGGGUUGAAGCAGAAGAACAAAGAUGAUGAUAAACCCAAAGGCAAAGCCCCGGAAGAUGACGAAGAAGAGAGGAGGCGGAAGGAGCGGGAAGACCAGAUGUACCGGGAGAGGCUGCGCACCUUGUUCAUCAUCGCCAUCGUGAUGAGCCUGCUCAACUCCCUCAGCACAAGUGGCGGCAGCAUCUCCUGGGCUGACUUCGUCAACGAGAUGCUGGCUAAAGGCGAGGUGCAGCGUGUGCAGGUGGUGCCCGAGAGUGAUGUGGUGGAAGUCUACCUGCAUCCAGGAGCUGUGGUGUUUGGGCGGCCUCGGCUGGCCUUGAUGUACCGGAUGCAGGUUGCAAACAUCGACAAAUUUGAAGAGAAGCUUCGAGCUGCUGAAGAUGAACUGAACAUCGAGAGCAAGGACAGGAUUCCCGUGUCCUACAAGCGGACAGGAUUCUUUGGAAAUGCCCUCUAUGCCCUGGGGAUGACUGCAGUGGGCUUGGCCAUCCUGUGGUAUGUUUUCAGACUGGCUGGGAUGACCGGAAGGGAAGGCGGAUUCAGUGCCUUUAAUCAGCUUAAAAUGGCGCGCUUCACCAUCGUGGACGGGAAGACGGGGAAAGGAGUCAGCUUCCAGGAUGUGGCGGGAAUGCACGAAGCCAAGCUGGAAGUCCGAGAGUUUGUGGAUUAUCUGAAGAGCCCGGAGCGUUUCCUUCAGCUGGGUGCCAAGGUUCCAAAGGGUGCCCUGCUGCUGGGACCCCCUGGUUGUGGGAAGACGCUGUUGGCCAAGGCAGUGGCCACGGAGGCUCAGGUGCCCUUUUUAGCAAUGGCUGGCCCAGAGUUUGUGGAGGUCAUUGGAGGCCUGGGAGCCGCCCGAGUGCGCAGCCUCUUCAAGGAAGCCCGGGCCAGGGCCCCUUGCAUUGUGUACAUUGAUGAGAUCGAUGCUGUGGGGAAGAAGCGCUCCACCUCCAUGUCCGGGUUCUCCAACACAGAAGAGGAGCAGACCCUCAACCAGCUCCUCGUAGAGAUGGACGGAAUGGGCACCGCAGACCACGUCAUCGUCUUGGCAUCCACCAACCGAGCCGAUGUCCUGGACAACGCUCUGAUGAGGCCCGGUCGGCUCGACAGGCACGUCUUCAUCGAUCUUCCCACUCUCCAGGAGAGGCGGGAGAUUUUCGAGCAGCACCUGAAAGGCCUCAAGUUGACCCAGCCCAGCAGUUUUUACUCCCAGCGGCUGGCAGAGCUGACUCCUGGAUUCAGUGGCGCCGACAUCGCCAACAUCUGCAACGAGGCUGCACUGCACGCUGCACGCGAGGGGCACACAUCCGUCCACACGUUCAACUUCGAGUAUGCUGUGGAGCGCGUCAUUGCUGGAACUGCUAAAAAGAGUAAGAUCCUUUCCAAGGAGGAGCAGAGAGUGGUUGCUUUCCAUGAGUCUGGCCAUGCCCUGGUCGGUUGGCUGCUGGAACACACGGAGGCUGUGAUGAAGGUCUCCAUAGCACCUCGGACAAACGCUGCUCUGGGCUUCUCUCAGAUGCUCCCUCGGGACCAGUACCUCUUCACCAAGGAGCAGCUGUUUGAGCGGAUGUGCAUGGCCCUAGGCGGCCGUGCAGCUGAAGCCAUCUCAUUCAGCAGGGUCACCUCUGGGGCCCAGGAUGAUUUGAGGAAGGUUACCCGUAUCGCCUACUCCAUGGUGAAACAGUUUGGGAUGGCUCCUAGCAUUGGGCCCGUAUCCUUCCCUGAGGCACAAGAGGGCCUCGUGGGCAUUGGACGCCGUCCCUUCAGCCAGGGUCUCCAGCAGAUGAUGGACCAUGAAGCAAGACUGCUGGUGGCCAGAGCCUACAGACACACUGAGAAGGUGCUGCUGGACAACCUGGACAAGCUGCAGGCGCUGGCGAAUGCCCUUCUGGAAAAGGAAGUGAUAAACUAUGAGGACAUUGAGGCGCUCAUUGGCCCGCCGCCCCAUGGGCCAAAGAAAAUGAUUGCACCACAGAAAUGGAUUGAUGCUGAAAAGGAGAAACAAGCCUCAGGGGAGGAGGAGGCUCCGGCUCCCUAGCCCCCACCUCCAAGGCCCAGAUAAUGGCUUCCUCCAUGCACCUGCAGUUAUCACAGAACUUGUCAUAGCUGCCCUCCACCUCCGAGAUGCUUUUCACCUGAACUUAAACCUCAGCCUCUGUCAGCUCUCUGGUUUCUGAUGAAGACUUGUGAUAUCUAUUUAUUGAUUUAUGAUUAGUAAAUUGUUUGCAGAGAAACGGAACUUCCCAUCUGUACUGCUUUUCAUGUGGGAAGUGCACAUGCUUGAGUUGAGCCCCUGGGGCUUCAGAUGCCAUCUCUGUGUGGCUCGCAGCUCGAAAAGUAGCCCAACAGUUGGACUGAAUGAUUCCGUUUGUGUGCUGGAUUCCCUCAGAAUGCUAAUGGGAUCUAAGAUGAAAGACCCUCUGAGCCCGUGGUCCUCCUCAGAGGGCUCCCUCACUGAGGGGCCAACGUCAGAACAAGCACUGGAAGAUUCUAAUACUGCCACCUACUGCUGUGUGCAUCUGCAACUGGAGACCCUCCCCCGCCUUUCCUUGUGCAGUGUGCUUGACUUCCUCUACCAAAACGGAUACCUCUCACACAUUUUGUGAUAGGGAAGCCACAUUUGAGCUGUGCAGUCACGGGUCUUGUUUUCACUUUAUACUUUGAGCCCCUCAGUGGCAAGAGGCGAGCCCUUUGUGUAGGCUCAAACCAUGCAGUUCAAACCAUGCAGGGUAGCCACAGGCAUUUGCUGCUUCGUAGUUCCUGUGUGUGGUGCCCCGCCCUUCCUGUGUGUGUGGAGCUUGGGUUACAGAAACUUCCUGACACAGCACAUUGUUGUUAGUGCCCUGUGUGGUGCACCUGAGGAAGCUGUUGUAGGACCUGCAGCGUCUGGGGUGCUGAAGGAGCUUGCAGUGUAAGAACAUUGUGGGUUUCGGGGCUGGGGAUUUAGCUCAGUGGUAGAGCGCUUGCCUAGGAAGCGCAAGGCCCUGGGUUCGGUCCCCAGCUCCGAAAAAAAGAACCAAAAAAAAAAAAAAAAAGAACAUUGUGGGUUUCAUCUGAGGUCUGGUUUUUAACCAAAGAUUAGCACAUAACUAGGUUUUCUAUUUCUCUGAAGCAGGGUCUUGGGCAGGCAAGAUAGCUCUGCAAGCCUGGUGACCUGAGUCCAGUCACUGGGCUACUGUGAUUGUCCCCGACUAGUCCUGUCAAGGCGCACACAUGCCCGGGGAGCCAGGAACAGGCGGGCCUUGAUGAGUGUUGGGCCCCGCUUAGUUGACCUCCACACCAGCUAAGGCUACAUAAUGAGACCCCAUCUCUAUAAAAGACUGAUAAUAAACAAAUGUGGACACUGAACCACUGAAACAG